GAUCGCCAAAACGAAAAUGAAGAUUUAUGUUGGACAGUUGGCUUAGCAACUAUAAUUUAUUCAAUGAAUUUAUCUGUAUGUCGUGCUACUAACAAAAGACCAUUUGAGUUAGUUUUUGAUCAUGAACCUCGUGGUAAUUAUGUUCUUAUAGAUCAGCUUUGGUCUCAGGGUGUUCGAUAUGAAGAAAAUAUUCCUGAUGAUGUUCAGAUUGAAUAUUAUGAUGAUAUUCAGUUUGAUGAUAAUGAAGAAGAAAGCAUCCAGAAGUCUCUGUUGAAUGAUAUGACUACGCAAAUGGUAUGCAUUGGAUUAAGGUUGAACGAAUAUUAUUCAGCUAUUGAAUUGAUUCCUGUUACUGGAACUUUUAGAGAAUAUCUUGAGCUUGCAAUUAUUCCUAAUACUUGUGUAAGUGCCCGUGAAGCUGCUAUCUAA
This is a messenger RNA of Racocetra fulgida, 429 nucleotides long. Lineage: Eukaryota; Fungi; Glomeromycota; Glomeromycetes; Diversisporales; Gigasporaceae. The record is from the annotation of a GenBank genome assembly.